Messenger RNA from Cyprinus carpio (common carp), 3383 nucleotides. Its product is annotated as E3 ubiquitin-protein ligase NEURL1B-like. The record is from RefSeq and is a predicted model, not a curated record. Gene Ontology annotation, cellular component: early endosome. Gene Ontology annotation, biological process: ubiquitin-dependent endocytosis. NCBI's taxonomy places the organism in Eukaryota, Metazoa, Chordata, Actinopteri, Cypriniformes, Cyprinidae. Gene Ontology annotation, molecular function: ubiquitin protein ligase activity.
UCGACGUCGCGUCGCGUUGAAACACAGGACGCGUCUGCGAUAUGUGGCGUACACAUGCGCCGUUGCGUCGCGUCGCGUCUCCCUGUUUUUAUCAGGGUUAUGCGCCACCAGCGUUGCGUUUUAAGACGCUUGUCAAGUUAAUAAUAGUUUAGCUUUUAAAACGUUUCUUGAGCUCCCCGAAUUUUUUUCGCGAGCAAGAGUUAAUGAAUCGAUGUGCGCGCUUACAGUGCAGCCAGUUUUGUUUAUUAUAAUGAUGGUCGCGUCCACUGUAGAUGGGUUGUAGGAUGAUCAGACGUGGGGAGGGUUUGGCUGCCCAAUGCGCCAAUAGACGCCAAUGGCUUGAAAAGCCGCUUCUGUGUGCAUGAUAGUAUGAAGACGCUGCGACUCUCAGACGCGUAGAGAUUUCACACAGCUGCGAUUACGAAAAUAUUCCGUAGGUAUAUCUGAUAAUAAAUGGACAGACCAGGAGUAGAAGCAUUCGCGAUCCACUUGUCACCAAGGGCAAGCAAUUAUUGGAAAUAAUGGGGAAUACAACACCCAAACCACUGAUAGACUCCAGCCUACAGCAUCGCCCAGUGGCCAGUCGGCAGUACUGUACUGUUUCCAACAGUGGAGUAGAGCGCCACACCUCUGCCCCUCCAGUCAGCAUCGGGUCUCCCCGUUUUCACCCUCAUGCCAAGGGCAAAAAUAUACGACUGGACACACAACUGCGCCGGGCCACCCGGAAGAACAGUUUCUGCAAUGGCAUCACCUUCAGCCAGCGUCCUGUGCGUUUGUAUGAGAAGGUGCGGUUGCGCUUCUCAGGUGUCCACACAGGCUGGAGCGGAGCUCUACGCUUUGGUUUCACAAGCUUAGACCCUAGCAAUCUUGUCUUAGCUGACAUCCCCAAAUAUGCUUGCCCUGACCUGGUGACACGGCCAGGAUACUGGGCCAAAGCCCUGCCUGAGAGGCUGGCCAUGCGGGACAGUGUUCUGGCCUUCUGGGCUGACCGACAUGGACGGGUCUUCUACAGCAUCAAUGAUGGAGAGCCCAUCCUCUUCCACUGUGGUCUAAGCGUUGGAUGCCUGCUCUGGGCCAUAAUAGACAUCUACGGAAUCACACAAGAAGUUACAUUGCUGGAGAGCACGUUUGCUGAGAGUGUGGGCACGAGCUGUCUGAGUAGUGCUAGACUCAGUGCCUAUCUUCCCCAGAGCAACCACGACUCGGCUAACUACAGCAACAACCAGCUAGAGAGCAGCCAGGCCGCAGCAGCUAAAUUUGCCACAUUAAAUCUCAGCAACUACAACCAACUCAUCCCCUGCUGCUCCACCUCUUCUGCACCCUCUUCUUCCACCUCCUUCAACAUACAGAGGGCUGCCCGCGGGCUCUCCAUGCCCCUUGAUGCUGACCUGCAUUUUCACCCAGUGCGAGGCCCUGACGUGGUUCUCUCAAAUGAUCAUACAGUUGCAUGUACCCACUUCCUGGACAGCAGCAGGACGUUGAUGUUCAGUGACAGGCCUGUCCGGGUUGGCGAGACUCUGUACAUGGAGGUGGGCCACCUAGGCUUACCUUACUUUGGGGCUCUUCUCUUUGGUAUGACCUCUUGUGAUCCAGGCACCCUCAAUGCUGGAGAGCUGCCAGCUGACCCAGAGGUGCUUCUGGACCGUAAGGAGUAUUGGGUGGUCUACAGGGGUUUUCCUGUGCCAGCAGCAGGCGAUGUGCUCAGCUUUACUUUUCUGGCUAAUGGGGAGGUGCAUCAUGGGGUCAACGGAGGGGCACGUGGUCGUCUUCUGUGUGUUGACUCCUCUCAGGUUCUGUGGGCCUUCUUCACACUGCACGGAGCUGUGAACCGGCUCAGAAUAUUAGGAACUGUUCAGGCCAGCCCUCCCACCUCCCCUUCAGUGUCUCAGGUAUCAACGCCUGAUGACAGUGACUCUGAUCUGGCUUUCACUGUCAACAAAUCCUCAUCAGCGUCUGAAUCCUCUCUAGUGACGGCUCCCAGCUCUCCUCUCAGUCCACCUGUCUCACUGAGUGUUUCCUCAUCAGACGCAGCCCUGAGCAGCAAGAGCAGUGAGUGCACAGUGUGCUUCGAUCAGGAGGUGGACACCGUCAUCUAUACGUGUGGACAUAUGUGUUUGUGUAAUGACUGUGGACUGAGGCUCAAGAGACAGAUCAAUGCGUGCUGUCCGAUCUGUCGGAGACCCAUAAAGGACGUCAUAAAAACCUACAGACCAUAAAGGGACUAAAACAUUUUCUGUCAAAUGAUUCAGUGCAAAACUUUGGUAGCUGUGGUUUAAUAUCUGGACUAAACUCAUAUUUAAGAUCGUUUAUGUAGCUUUGAUCUGUGUAGCUUUAAGCUCUUGUCCAUAUUUCUCUCACCUCAUAUUUUAAAAACAGAUCAUCUGAAGCUGAAGAUGAUUCAUGGUUUGAGAAUUAAUCUCAGUUUUGAUCUGAUAUUUCUAGUGCCUUUAACAUUGUUUAUCGUUCCUCAAGCAGCACCUAAUGAAUUAGACAAUCAUAUCUGAGAUGUAUUGCAUGAGUAUGAAGAAAUAAUUAAGAGGGACCUCAAGAUGCGAAGGAAAACAUUUUUUAUUGUGUAAGUAAAUAAUACACAGGUCUAUAAAUAUGUUUUUAUGUUAUUUUAAAGGAGUAAAAGCUAUUGUUCGUCAGAUUGCAAGUGAAGAAAGAUUUGCAUUAUGACAGUUGAAGGGUUUGGAGAUCUGUUGCACUUGUAACUAGAGGUAAACUCAGCACUAAAAACACAUCUGUCCCUCUGAUUGAAGUGAUUUCAGAUGUGGAUCUUGAGGACUGCAUUUUAAGUAAGAACAAAAAUAAUUUGUUUUUAUAAUAGAGUGAUAUGGUAUUGUAUUGUAUUUCAUGCCCCCCCAAGAAGAUGGCUUCUGUUUCUUGGUUUGUUUGUUUGAUUUGCAAUUUAUGACAUGGAGAAUCUGUCAUUUUCUUCUUAGAAAAUGUUUAAACAGAUUAAACAGGUUUAUUCUGUACAGUAAUCUUUUUUCUUUCUGGACUGUACACAAAAUGAAUAGUGUUGCAUAAUUAAUGUAGAAAUUUCGAUCAAUCCCAUUUUAAAUGCAACUAAAUGUUCAAUCCAAUGAGUAUCACAGCUGUUCAUCAGGGUGCAUUAUACUUAAUAGUAGCAUAAGAAGUGCCAGUGGUGAUGAUGAGAGAAAUUAUAACAAACUAUUUACAUAAAAUCAAGUACUCAUGUAGAGGAUCAUAUACUACCAUCCAUUUAUCAUCACUGUUAGUCUUCUGUCAAAUGUAACAUGUAAAAAUGGCAGUGACCAGACAAAAUUAUUUCCUUUGGUUGACACCAUGAUUUAAACUGGUUACAGUUGAAUUUGAGUUUCAUAUUAUUGUCAAUAAAAACCAGCCACAGUUCUGAA